Messenger RNA from Actinia tenebrosa (Australian red waratah sea anemone), 1863 nucleotides. RefSeq lists its product as uncharacterized. NCBI's taxonomy places the organism in Eukaryota, Metazoa, Cnidaria, Anthozoa, Actiniaria, Actiniidae. The record is from RefSeq and is a predicted model, not a curated record.
AGGAGCAAGGGAUUUUUCUUUUCUUGUGAAGUGAAGUYCGAAGAUCAGCCACAACAUUUAUAAGCCAAGUAUUACAUCACAAAACUUUCUCGGUAUUUUUAAUUUACUCCUCUAAGAUUUCAACCGUUAAACAAAAAUCAUUGACAAUAGCAUUGAUUUCCUUUUUAAGGACACUAUUCAAAGAAUUACGGUUCCGUUAUUGUUGGAAUUCCAAGAUCGCUAUUAUCUAAUCUAUAGUUAUUCAAUCAUUAGUCUAUUUGACAAUCGAUCAAAGGUUGAAGUUUACUCGUUCUUGGCACAGUCAUUUGGCGAGACAUUGGACAUGGUCACGUCUUAUAUUCAGCUCUUCGUAGGUUUUCUGGAAGCUUAAAACUGCGUAAGAAACCUUUCUACAUUUGUUCGAGAGCUAUGGGACUGUCAGGAAAAAGCUUGUUCAGGAGAAGAAAUCGAAAGACCAAAAAGAAGCUUGCAGAAUCGCAAUCUUUGCUGGACAGUCUUACAGUUCAGAUAGAAGAAACUGAAAAUCGAGAAGCCCAAAUACGUUUACAACUUUCUGAAAAGAAGCAACGUUUGCAGAACAUUUUAGAAUCGAAGAAAGCGCUUCUUGAACGCGUUAACRAGGCUAAAGAGAAGCUUGAAAGGGUCGUUCAGUUGAAUACACAAACUGAAGCUAAACUAGAAGAAAGGAGGCAUCAACGACAGGUAGAUUUUGAGGUAUGCGUGAAACUUGAAAAAUUUCACCAAGAACUGCCCGUAACUGUGUGGAAUCUGCAAGCUCAGAUCUGUAAAGCUUUUCGCUUGAUUGAGAACACGAAACAUAAUAUCUUAACUGCUUCUCUUAAGCAAGAGAACUGCAAAGAAAAAAUAGAGAUGAAGAGAGAAGAACUUAUGAGAAAUCGCAUCAAAGUCAAAGCAACGAAGGAUAAGAUAUCAAAGACGAAAUGUCAGAUCCAAAAGAUGUGUCAGACAAAACGAAUCCAAGAUUUUCACAAGAAAUGCAUGGAAACCCUUGUAUUAUAUGUGAUGCAAAUGAACCUUAGAGCUGCUAACAGCAGGAUAAAGAUGGUUGAAAGACGAGAAMGACACUUGCAGAAAAUGCUGAAUGGAAUAUCAAGCGAGGCAGACAUGUAUGUAUGUCUUACGAAUGAACUAAGAAAAAAGCAAUUCCAAGCGCGGCCGAUCAAAGUGAGCAAAAAAACCUCCUUGAUUGAUGUUGGUGUUGUUUGAAGUGUCAAAAUCGGCUCCAAAAUUUAUCAAUAUUAUUGGAUGUGUUACAUCUAAAACUUAAUUUGAUAUUUUCUAGAGGAUUUAUUUAUUUUGCGUAUCCGAGCAGUUCAAUGUUUACGGGAUAUCAUCUAUUUCAAAUAUAUAAUACUUAUGAAUAUUAUUCUGUGUACACGAUAAUAAUAAUAAUAAUAAUCUCAGACAUAUGCUUAUAAAUAUUAUUCUGUAUUUACAAUAGUUAAGAUAACACAAAUAUCACAAAAAUUACGAAUUUCUUUCCCUCGGGGCCUUUUAAAAUCCUUAUUGACUGAUAACGUGUAGAUAUCGCGUGACCUAUGGUACUAAUUGAUGUACGAUGGCAGCAAGGUCACGCAUUGUCAAAUAGUCAAGGUCACGCAAUCACAAAUCAUUUCGACAUUUUCCAAUAACUCGUAGCAAUGUAACACUCUUACGUAAAUGAAAACGCAUUUCAAAUUUGUAAAUGUAUAUCUUUAAAAAUUUCUAUUGACAGGGUAGAUCAACUAGURUAAAAAUUAUAUAACUGUCUAUUGAAAUGUAUAUUGAAUGUAAGUAACUGGUAUUUACUGGCUAUUGCAAUGUUUAUCACAAAGAAUAAAUAGAUUAUUGGUUAACAAACGA